Messenger RNA from Grus americana (Whooping crane), 1675 nucleotides. RefSeq names its product reeler domain containing 1 (gene REELD1). The transcript has 6 exons. Gene Ontology annotation, molecular function: oxidoreductase activity, acting on metal ions. Lineage: Eukaryota; Metazoa; Chordata; Aves; Gruiformes; Gruidae. Bases 107 to 1675 code for a protein of 522 amino acids. The record is from RefSeq and is a predicted model, not a curated record.
GGGAGGGCGGCUCUGGGGCUCAGCUAAUUCAAAGGCGCCAGACGGGCUCACAGGCUGCUGCAGCCGCGGCUUUGAAGUGAACCUGCCCGUUGGUUUCCACCAUAGGAUGGAGGACGGCAGGAGAGCCCCCAUCGCCAUCGUUGGCUGGACGUGUAUGACUCUGUGCUUGGUCUCCUACGCGGCUGCCUUCUCGCACGGCGCGAGCCUUUCUGCCUGCACCGACAUGAUGCCCAGGCACCUGAGAGCGCAGCUGCACAGCCCCAGCAACAACUACGUUACUCUCCACACCAACAUGUCCUUCUACUUCCCAGGCGACAAGGUUCCAGUGACAGUGAGGAGCACCCGGGAUUUUAUGGGAUUUUUGCUUCAAGCUCGCAAAGUGUCAAACGACGAAAUCGCUGGCACUUUUGUCUUCAUCCCUCCUGGUUCCAAGCUGCUGACUUGUUUUGAAGAUGGUGACACCGUCACCCACUCAGACAAAUCACUGAAGAGAAAUCUGUCCUUCGUAUGGAAAGCACCAGACCAACCCAUUGGAGACAUCAAGUUUUUCAUCUCCGUAGUCCAGUCAUACUUUGUUUACUGGGCAAAGAUCGAAUCUGCUAUCGUGGCUCAGCGAGGACAAAACAAAACGCUUUCUGGAAGCAGCAAGAAGCCCGACCCCGUAACCCCCGUGCCCUCGCAGGGACCAGCUGACCCACACCCCACAGGUACGGGAAGAAAAGGUCCCACCUCUCCCAUGGCUGCCACCGGCUCCCCCCCACGCACCCCCGUGCCGCCUGCCAGCCCCACCGGCAUCGUGGCAACGUCGGCACCGCAGCCAGGUUUCGGUGUCGGGUCUGACGCCCGUCCCGUUGCUGAGCCGAAGCAGCCGUCCCGACCUUCGCAGGCUGUGUCCGGCGGGAGCGGCGGGUCCAGCGGCUGGGGGCUGGAGUCGUCCCUCCCCACCCGAGACCCCGGCAUGGCCGAUGCCUUGCGAGGUUUCCUCUCCCAGGACAACACCUCCAGCUACAGCACCUCCGACGGAGCAGGAAGCGUUGCCAGCGCCGCCGCCCCACGCCUGUGCGUGAUGUGUAAAGGUGACAGGCAGGCCAGUACCAGGAGCGGGGCCAUCCUGAAAGCCUCCCCACAUGUGACAGCGUCUCCUUCUGCCCCGCACGUACACACUCACCUGGGUGAUGCCGCUGUGACAACAGCCUGGUUUGGCGAUGCCGACUCCGCCGGCAACCUGUCAUCGGCUUCAAGGCAAAUGGCAGAAAGAAAGCCGGCACCGCAGCCAGAGGAGGCAGGCACCAGGGACGAGGAAGAGGAGGAGGCGGUGGCGGGUGGGAAUACCCUGCCAUGGGUGACCAGACCAGCUCCCGAAUCCGCUGUUCCCGGAAAGGGGGAAGACCCAGGCAGAGGGACCCGACUCCUUGCAGCCCAACUCGGCAUCCUCCUGGUCUGCACCGCCGCCCUGGGCCUGGCGCUGGCGGCUGCCGUGCGCUGUGUCUGCGCCCAGCACUGCCACAAGCGGACGGAGGUCUCCUUCAGCGAGCCGGACCCCGACGUCAUCGCCGUCAGAGAAAACGGGGAGGUGAUGCACUUCCGAAAGAUCCGGGAGAACAGCUUCGUGUUGGUACAAGCCGAGUACAACUGGGUCAGCCCCUCAAGCGGCGGUAAGAAGACGAUCGCCUGA